AUACACAUGAUUUUAACAUUUAUAUUCUUGUACAGGAAGUGGUAUACCACGGAUUUGCCUUCAUUCUUUAUCUGGCAGCAAGUCUGACCUUCGUUAUCGAGAUUAACCACAGGAAACGUAAUUACUACAACGAUUAUGAGCCUUACUUUGCUGCUGCUGUUAUUGGUUUGGUGAUUUCCUUCCUCUACCUUCUAAGUACCAUCUUCGCUUUGAGGAGUUACAGAGGCCUAUAAGUUUUAGUUUAGUUACCGUUAUUUAUUAUUUAUUUCCCUUGCUAUGUAUUUACAUAGUUUUUUAUGCUGUUGUUAGGGGAUUUACCACUGCAUUUUACUACAACAGGCACUACCGAUUAGACUUUCCCCAAAUUUUACUUAUAUUCUUUUUUUGUUUGUUUUGUAAGUUUAUAGUUAUAUUUUAAAUGAGUACAGAAGACCUAGGGUUUAUUGACCAAUAAAUUUAAAAAAAUUGGAUUUAUAUAUACUGGAAAGACAUACUCAUAUAUCUACCAAAAAGUAAAUUUCGGAUGUAGAUGUAGAAGAUAUACGUAUAUUUUUAAAGUUAUUUUUAAGAUUAGAAGAUUAGGCGAAGAUGUAGGAGUAAACUGACAAAAUGCUGCCAUAAGUGUCUGUAUAACGUGCCUUAAGUGUUUGCCUAUAUUUUUUAUUACUUACUUACUGUCGGUCCAUUUAUAUUAACUCUUUGUGGAUUUUUUGUUAUUUUUAAUGUAGAUUUUAAUAAAUGUUUGUACUAUUUA
This is a messenger RNA of Anoplophora glabripennis (Asian longhorned beetle), 754 nucleotides long. RefSeq lists its product as uncharacterized. NCBI's taxonomy places the organism in Eukaryota, Metazoa, Arthropoda, Insecta, Coleoptera, Cerambycidae. The record is from RefSeq and is a predicted model, not a curated record. The transcript has 2 exons. The annotation marks the transcript as partial.